This is a messenger RNA of Dovyalis caffra, 2367 nucleotides long. The record is from the annotation of a GenBank genome assembly. Lineage: Eukaryota; Viridiplantae; Streptophyta; Magnoliopsida; Malpighiales; Salicaceae.
AUGGGAAGAAGAAAGGGUAAAGCUGGUUUCAAAGUUGAAGAGGUUUUGGAGUUCUUUAAUUAUCUAUUGGAGGAGAAGCCUUCUAUUGCUUUCUUAAUCCCUUUGAUUUUGAUUUGUUGGGAGUUAGUAUUGCAGUCAUCAACAGAAAGUUCUUGUGGAAGACCUAAACAAAAGUGGAAGCGAGUUGUAGUGAACACCUCGCCAACAACACCAUUGGAACACUGUGAGUGGCUGAACAAGCUGUUGAUGGAAAUUUGGAUGAACUAUAUGAACCCAAAGCUUGCAACAAGAUUCUCAUCCAUUGUUGAGAAACGUUUAAAACAGCGUAGCUCGAAGCUCAUAGAAAAAAUUGAGUUGCAGGAAUUUUCACUUGGUUCAUGCCCACCAUCCCUGGGUCUUCAUGGGACUCACUGGUCAACUUCAGGUGAUCAGCGAAUUAUGCAUUUGGAUUUUGAAUGGGACACCAGCGACAUGAGCAUUUUGUUGCUGGCUAAGCUGGCAAAGCCAUUAAUGGGUACUGCUCGGAUUGUUAUAAACAGCCUCCACAUCAAGGGUGAGCUUCUCUUGAUGCCAAUUCUGGAUGGGAGAGCAGUUUUGUACUCAUUUGUGUCAACUCCUGAAGUAAGAAUAGGAGUUGCCUUCGGAAGUGGAGGAAGCCAGUCACUACCUGCCACAGAGCUGCCAGGCGUCUCUUCUUGGCUGGUUAAGGUUUUUACUGACACCUUAGUGAAGACAAUGGUUGAGCCUCGCCGUCGUUGUUACAGUUUACCAGCAGUAGAUUUGAGGAAAAAGGCUGUUGGUGGAAUUGUAUAUGUGUCUGUCAUCUCAGCUAGCAAGCUUUCUAAAAGUAACCUGAUAGAUCAUUUUGAUGAUAAAGAUCUGCAAACAUUUGUGGAGGUCGAACUUGGACAGUUAACAAGGAGAACAGAUGUGAGACCGGGCUCAAGCCCUAGGUGGGAUUCAACAUUUAACAUGGUCUUACAUGAAGAAACAGGAACUCUUCGAUUACAUCUUUACAACUGUCCACCCAACAGUAUGAAGUAUGAUUAUCUAGCAAGUUGUGAGAUCAAGAUGAAGUAUGUUGCAGAUGAUUCAACAACAUUUUGGGCAAUAGGACCUGGGUCUGGGAUAGUAGCUAAACAUGCUGAGUUUUGUGGAAGUGAAGUUGAAAUGGUUGUUCCAUUUGAGGGAGUUACUUCAGGAGAGUUGACAGUCAAGCUUGUGGUGAAAGAAUGGCAGUUCUCCGAUGGUUCUCAUAGCUUGAAUAAGUUCAACGUUAGCUCUCAGAAAUCAAUGUAUGGAUCAUCAAAUCUACUUUCAAGAACAGGAAGGAAGAUUAAUGUGUCUGUCAUGGAGGGAAAAGAUCUUAUUUCAAAAGAAAGAUCUGGAAAGUGUGACCCAUAUGUUAAACUGCAGUAUGGAAAGGUCCUACAGAAAACACGGACUGCGCACACCUCUAAUCCUCUCUGGAAUCAGAAGUUGGAAUUUGAUGAGAUAGUUGAUGACAGAUGCCUUAAGAUUAAAUGCUAUAGCGAAGAAACCUUUGGAGACGACAGCAUCGGUAGUGCACGAGUAAAUUUGGAAGGUUUGCUGGAGGGAUCUAUCAGGGACAUAUGGGUUCCCCUUGAAAAAGUGAAUUCAGGAGAAUUAAGGCUUGAAAUAGAAGCUGUGAGAGUCAAUGACUUUGAAGGAUCAGGAUCACGGGAUUCAACCUCAGCUUCAUUCAAUGGUUGGAUUGAACUUGUUCUUGUUGAAGCAAAAGAUCUUAUUGCUGCUGAUCUUCGAGGGACAAGUGAUCCAUAUGUGAGGGUGCAAUAUGGAAGCUUGAAGAGGAGAACCAAGGUUAUGUUCAAAACUCUGAAUCCUCGUUGGAAUCAGACCUUUGAGUUCCCAGAUGACGGCAGUCCCUUAGAGUUGCAUGUGAAAGACCAUAAUGCCUUGCUUCCAACCUCUAGUAUAGGUGAUUGUGUUGUAGAGUAUCAGGGAUUGCCUCCAAACCAGAUGUCUGACAAGUGGAUACCUCUGCAAGGAGUAAAAAAGGGAGAGAUCCACGUUCAGAUAUGCAGGAAAGUUCCAGAACUACAAACAAGAAGCAGUUUGGAGGCAGAUGCAUCUUUAACCAAAUCACACGAAAUUUCUGACCAGAUGAAACAAUUGAUGAUCAAGUUUCAAUCUUUGAUUGAGGAUGGCAACCUGGAGGGACUCUGGACAGCUUUGAGCGAGAUGCAAAGCCUAGAGGACAUGCAAGAAGAGUUCAUGUUACAGCUUGAGACUGAGCAAAAGCUUCUACUUAACAAGAUAAAGGAGCUUGGCCAGGAAAUUAUGAGCUCAUCAUCAUUCUCGAGCAGACGAUCUUCUGGAUUUUGA